This is a messenger RNA of Lates calcarifer (barramundi perch), 2471 nucleotides long. RefSeq names its product solute carrier family 34 member 2b (gene slc34a2b). Bases 110 to 2029 code for a protein of 639 amino acids. Gene Ontology annotation, cellular component: vesicle; apical plasma membrane; brush border. Gene Ontology annotation, biological process: sodium-dependent phosphate transport; intracellular phosphate ion homeostasis. NCBI's taxonomy places the organism in Eukaryota, Metazoa, Chordata, Actinopteri, Centropomidae. Gene Ontology annotation, molecular function: sodium:phosphate symporter activity. The transcript has 13 exons. The record is from RefSeq and is a predicted model, not a curated record.
UGUGCGGCGCUAUAAAAGACGAGCUCAGCCUCGAGGUGAGCAACAGGUAACCCAGGUGAAGCCUCCGAGUCACAGCCACGGACAGGCACGCGCUCCGCUGCAGACAGCCAUGGCUCCAAGACCAGAAGUUGGGAGUGAUUCCUCCUCAGAUCUUGAUGACAAAGCUCCAGCUAAGGACAUCCUGCCAGCUUAUUCCACCGUGGACCUGGUGAAUGAGGAUGCAGACGCAGAUGAUCCCUGGAAUCUCCCAGAGCUUGCGGACACUGGGGUCAAGUGGUCAGAUCUGGAUACAAAAGGAAAGAUAAUGAGAGUGGUGACAGCCAUAGUGAAGCUGGUUCUGCUGCUUGGACUUCUGUACCUGUUUAUUUGCUCUCUGGAUAUUCUCAGUUCUGCUUUCCAGCUGGUCGGAGGCAAAGCUGCUGGUGACAUCUUCCAGGACAAUGCUGUGUUGUCGAACCCUGUGGCCGGGCUGGUGAUCGGGGUGUUAGUCACAGUGCUGGUGCAGAGCUCCAGCACCUCCUCCUCUAUUGUGGUCAGCAUGGUAUCCUCUGGAUUGCUGGAUGUCCAGUCUGCAGUGCCGAUCAUCAUGGGGGCCAACAUUGGAACAUCUGUCACCAACACUAUUGUGGCUAUGAUGCAGGCAGGAGAUCGAAAUGAGUUCCGCAGAGCGUUUGCUGGUGCUACGGUUCACGACUUCUUCAACUGGCUCUCAGUGCUAAUUCUUCUGCCCCUGGAAGUAGCCACAGGUGUCCUGUACAAGCUCACCCACCUCAUCAUCCAAUCCUUCAACCUUGAGAGUGGAGAGGACGCCCCAGACCUGCUCAACGUCAUCACAGACCCUCUCACAGACUCCAUCAUCCAGCUGGACAAAUCCGUGAUCACUGGCAUUGCCACUGGUGACCCAGCAGCUAGAAACAAGAGUCUGAUCAAAAAAUGGUGCAAAAGAGUGACCAACUCGUCUACCUGGAAUGACACAGUGGAGAGCUGCCCUGCUGGUGGUGUUUGCUGGGAAGAAGGAAACCAGACCUGGACUGAGUUCAACAAGACUUGGAUAGUUAGCCAACAGAAAUGCAAACACCUCUUCGUCAAUGUUAAUUUGCCAGACUUGGCAGUGGGCCUCAUUCUCCUGGCUCUGUCUUUGCUUGUCCUCUGCACCUGCCUCAUCCUCAUUGUCAAGCUGCUCAACUCCAUGCUGAAGGGGCAGGUGGCUGUGGUCAUCAAGAAGGUGCUCAACACAGACUUCCCCUUCCCCUUCGCUUGGGUUACUGGAUAUAUUGCAAUUUUAGUGGGAGCAGGGAUGACCUUCAUUGUUCAGAGCAGUUCCGUUUUCACUUCAGCUAUAACUCCUCUUGUCGGUAUCGGUGUUAUUAGCCUCGAGAGAGCCUACCCUCUGACACUGGGGUCAAAUAUUGGUACAACUACCACUGCUAUACUUGCUGCUAUGGCUAGCCCUGGAGAAACACUAGGAAAUUCGCUGCAGAUUGCACUUUGCCAUUUCUUCUUCAACAUCAUGGGUAUCUUACUGUGGUAUCCAAUCCCCUUCACGCGGGUGCCCAUCAGGUUGGCCAGAGGGCUAGGGAACCAUACAGCAAAAUACCGCUGGUUUGCCGCCCUCUACCUCUUCCUGUGCUUCUUGGUUUUACCUCUGUCUGUGUUUGGGCUGUCGCUGGCUGGCUGGCAAGUCCUGGUUGGCAUCGGUGUGCCCAUCAUUGUGUUGCUCGUCUUUGUGGUCAUCAUCAACGUGAUGCAGUCUCGAUGCCCCCGCUUCCUGCCCAAGUUCCUCCGCAACUGGGACUUUUUGCCUCGGCCCCUGCACUCCUUGGCGCCGUGGGAUGCUGUGGUGACCUCGACCAUGGGCUUCUGUGGCAGACACUGCUGCUGCUGCUGCCGCAAAUGCUGCAACUGUUGCAGAAAUGAUGAGGAUGAAAUGAUCAGAAAGAACAGUAAGAAGAGUCUGGAGAUGUACGAUAACCCAGCCAUGUCCAGAGACGAGGACACAAAGGAGGCUGUUAAAGCAACACACCUUUAAUAUUAAGUUAAAUGCAAUCUCAAUGCAAUAAUGUAUUUGUAACACACUUGUAAUUGUUCAUCACUUCUCAGGUUGUAGUAUGUUGAUGAUUCCCUUGUACUGGAUAAUAUAUUAAGCACUAUAGUAAACACUGUCAAUCACCAUCACACUGGAGAAUAUGAAGAGAAGUGUUGGACAUAUUAUUAUGAACCUGCUGUUUCUGGGCAUGUCAUGUUUAUUUUAUGCUGUUUUCAGUUUAUUGUUGAUGACUUAACUAUGGGUGGUUCUGAAUGUUAUGACUUAUUUUUAUAUUUUUAUGAUAUGCGUGAGAGGCCUUAGGUUUUAUUUUCAACUUUGAACAUUUAAAUUUAAAAUGUCUAAUGUAGCAUUUAAAAUAUUUGUUAUCCCUCAGUAUUUAAGACUAUAUAAUAUUUGUAAAUAAAACAAAUUGCUAUUUUUAAAA